Molecule: messenger RNA, 11203 nt
Organism: Ostrea edulis (European flat oyster)
Lineage: Eukaryota; Metazoa; Mollusca; Bivalvia; Ostreida; Ostreidae
Product: tubulin monoglutamylase TTLL4-like
Exons: 18
Coding region: 410-3970 (1186 amino acids)
Biological process (GO): microtubule cytoskeleton organization; protein polyglutamylation
Cellular component (GO): cilium
Molecular function (GO): tubulin binding; tubulin-glutamic acid ligase activity
Source: RefSeq, a predicted model, not a curated record
GGCCGAACCGUCUCGGCCCGGGCAGAGAAAAUCGAAAUUUCUUUAGCCUUUCCAACAAGAAUGGAAAUCACUUGUCGAACUUAACAGAUGCGAUUGCAGCACGGAACGUGCAAAUUUUUUUAGCAUUUUGUGCUCACUCUUAAUAUUGCAGUCAUUAGGUAAAAUAAAUCUUCGCAGCACAAGUUUUUUGAGUCACGAGACGUCAUUGGUUUAAAUGCCAAAGUUACAUCCGAUUUCAUUGGUUCAUCGUGGGCGGUAUGUGUUUCCCAUAGUAUCAAGCAUGUGGCGGUCAAGUAUCAACAGAACUUUGUCACACCACCAGAGAUUCUGAGGGAUCUCUUGUAGGCCACGCUAUGGAAUACAUACACUGCAUUACCAGAUCUUGACGUUUGACCCUUGACCUCCAGCAAUGGGGGACCCCAGUUUAAGCAACCUGACUGCCAGCUUGGAGGAGCUAUCCCUCAAGAAACAGCUCCCCCUGCGCCAGACGACCCAGAAACCGGUGCUGAAAUAUAACCAACAGAUAACCAGACCCAACCAGUUCUACAAUCAGCAGAAAGUGAUAGCUAUAGGACCGGACGGGAACAGCGCCUAUGGCAACAUCAACCAAGCAGCCUUGACCUCUUCUAUGGUCCCUACUCCUUUCAGGGUAAGCCGUCACCCUAACCCGGCGCCAGUCCCAUUUAACAAGCAGGGAGGACAGACAUACAUUGCUCCAAACAAUGUAGGCAAACCUCUUGUUUCUCAGGCUGCCAAACCACUCACCAAUCCUUACAACCGCCCACUCAGUGCCAAGGACAUUGUGUCGGAUCUACUGAACCAAAAUCAUCAGAAAAUGAUAAAAACUUUUGCAUCCUCUCAAAGUUCUGCUGCCCCGUCAUCUUCAGCUGGCCCGGGGAACACCGGCAGUGUUUCUAGUAACACCAGUGGGGGAACAUUUCCUGUGAACUCUUUUAUGAGACCUCAGAGUGCAGUCAAAAAAGAGACUAAAGUGGUGCAGAAGGAAAUCUUAGCUCCUAAGGAGGUCGGAGGACUUCAAAGAGAGGCUCACAUUGUUAUAAAAGAGCCUGGUAUUAGUAAUUCAUCAAAGGAUCAAAACGUGAAAUUCAGUAGCAAUGAUGGUGUGAAGAAAGUUGUGAAAUUGAACAUCGAUCAGACGGACAGUGAUAAUAGCAAGGCAAAGUCUGCUCCCUUGAGUCAAAAGACCGUCACGCAACAGGGUGACCAAGUCAUCACUCGGCAAGGGUCAAAUGGGGUGACUGUUAUCCAAAAAGUGGCUGCCCCUCCCAACUUUGGAACUCAGAUUAACACCAUUAUAUCAAAAGUCACAGAGUCCAAAACCGAGUCGAUACCAAGCAAUGUAAGUUCCAAACCGGCCACACUAAAGCAGCCCUCAUCAUCUACUUCCCUCCCCAAACCAGGAAUGUCCAGUAACAACACCAAAGAAUCUCCCAGCAAAAUACGCAAUCUGAACUACACCCCAACUAAACCUUAUGAAGAGGUGAAAGAUCCCAUAUCAAAAAUUAUUAAGGAAGAGGAAAAGAAUUCAAAGCAUCAGCCAGCGACUUUAGAAACACCAAUUUCAGAGAAGAAACCACCCAAACCGGACACAUGGGCCAAUCAGCUGAAGCAGCCAGUGCCGUCCACUGUAUCUGGCCACGGGACAUCUUACUAUCGGAAAGGAUCAAAAUCGGAGGUGAUGGUGCAUGAACAGAGGCCUCCUGUUUUGGGAGCUCCAGCAAGGAAGCAGAAGAUUCUGGAUAAAGCGGAUGUUGAGGAUGACGAUGAGGAGGAGGAGGAGGAUGGAUCCACCCCUGGGGAACGCCAGCCUGGAGAUGGCGAGGCCUCAGUGAAUGGAGACUUAGACGAUGAUGAUGAUGAUGAUGAUGAUGGAAUUGAUAAUUUAGAUGAUGACUGUGUUGAUUCGGAAGGCUCGGAUGGAGGGUCUGAUGGCUAUUCUAUCACAAGUAGUCUGUCCCGUCGGUCGUCUUCGGCCCGCUCUCGUGCCAAGUCUGCCAGCACCAUGCGACCUGUCACAGGUGUUCGACAGAUUAGUACACCUAGUGAAGAUGACGUACGUCCCCGUACCGUGAGACCGGCAACUGCGGUUCCGGCCAAACCAGCAAUCCGUUCCCCGCUUACAAAGAGUCUGUUUCCCAACAUCCCGCCCACUAUUAGUUUCGAGACGGAAGGAUUUAAAGUGGAACAACUGCCAUGGGAUUUGCGGAAACUUCUGAAGUGGAGAAUGAGUCCGAUCACACCAAACAUUGUGAAACAUACACUGGCCCGGUCACACUUCAGAAUUACCAAACGAAACCACGACUGGCUGGGAUGCUGGGGUAAACACAUGAAGUCUUUGGGAUUUAAAUCAAUCCGAGAAUAUCAGAAGCUCAAUCACUUUCCCGGAUCUUUUCAAAUUGGCCGUAAGGAUCGCCUAUGGAGGAAUCUGUCCAAGCUUCAGGUUCAGAAUGGAAAGAAGGAGUUCGGGUUCUUCCCCCAGACUUUUGUCUUACCAUCAGACAUGAAGCUGUUAAAACGAGCCUGGGAAGAUGGUGGAACCAAACAAAAGUGGAUCGUCAAACCACCCGCCUCAGCCAGAGGUAUAGGAAUCAAAGUCAUCAACAAGUGGAACCAGAUACCACGGAAACGACCUGUCAUUGUUCAGAAAUACCUCGGUCGCCCCUACCUUAUCAAUGACAGCAAGUUUGACAUGCGUAUCUAUGUUUAUGUCAGCAGCUACGACCCUCUCAGGAUUUAUAUUUUUGAGGAUGGACUUGCUCGAUUUGCUUCCAUGAAGUAUUCUACGGCUAUGAAAAAUGUCAACAACAAGUUUAUGCACUUAACGAACUACAGCGUGAACAAGAAAAAUGCAGAUUACCAGGCCAAUGGUGAUGAAGCAGUGUGUCAAGGUCAUAAAUGGGGACUGAAGGCGCUGUGGAAUUACAUGAAGAGACAGGGAGUUAACACUAACCAGGUCUGGGAGAGCAUCAAGGAUCUCGUCAUCAAAACCAUUGUGUGUGCCGAGUCACCCAUCAAUAGCAUGAUCAAGUCUAACUGCCGCAGCAGAUACUGUGUCCAUGAGUUAUUCGGAUUUGACGUCCUUCUGGAUGAGACUCUGAAGCCGUGGAUUUUAGAGGUCAACAUAUCACCUAGUUUACAUUCCAACUCGCAGCUGGAUAUCAACAUCAAAGGUCAGAUGAUCCGAGACCUGAUGAACAUCGCAGGCUUCAGAAUUCCAGACAAAGCUGAUGUUCUCCACAGUAAUUCAACAGCACCCAGUGCUACAGAAUUCAGUUCCUAUCAUCCCCCAAAUGACUUAUGUAUGGACAAAAGGUUGUUUACCAGUAUACUUGCCCCCGAUGAGCGUGCCAAACAUGCUUACUACUGCCAAAGACACCAAGAUGAGCAAACUUUGCAGUCAAUUUUGGAUGUUUUGACGCCAGAUGAUAUUCGAGUUCUGACAGAGUGCAUCGAUGAAGACAGCAGGAAGGGUUGCUUCCAGCGCGUGUUUCCAACCCCAUCUUCCCACAAGUACUUGCGAUACAUGGAGGCCCCACGGUACUACAACCUCCUGGUCAGUCAGUGGGUUCAGAGAUUUAACAGGAUGGAACAAAAAGGAAUUGCCAUGCUGGAAGGAUUUUGUGAGGACGGGCUUCAUCUCCAAAAUCCUACGGAGGACCCCAAUCAUCAGUGGUGCCCUCCCAAUGGUCUUUUGAGCCAUCGAGGCGAAAACAGGACACACAGCGCCCCCAGUAAACAUGUGGAGAAGGAUGGCACACACAAACACAGUCAAUCAUCGUCCUCAGGUCUGCCUAAAAUGGGCAAAAAACCUCCUAAAGCACCCAGUCACAGCAUGUUGGGAUCAGCCCGCACCUUGUCACAGUGUAGUUCCGCCUCGUCGUCAGCUCCUUCAUUCACCUCACCCACACCUUCACAAACUGUCAGCAAAGCUGCUACUCCCUCCAGAUGACUGGCGGUCCGCUUACCUCCCCUUAAGGAACUCUUCAAUGGAAGUAUGCCCAUGUUUAAUUCUGCAAGAUACCAGAGACAUGUCCUGAAGCCGUUAGUCCGACAUAGUGCCGAUGUUAGCUUGGAUGCAGUUCGGCGAGCUCAGCUUAAUCGGAAAAAGAAACGGAUUCAACUGCGGACAUCAGAGAAAUUUUUCUAGUCUGGAUCAUAGAAAGCCUUAACAUUGGACUUGUACAGCUUCCCUUCCAGGAUAGUCCCCUUUUAAAGAAACUUUGCCCUUCAUUUAUAUGUACCUUAGCAUCUUAUGAUGUAUGUUACAGGAAAUCAAUUUGUGCCUUCACUGUCAAGAUCCUUUGCCUUGGUUCAUUAUCAAACAUUGCUGCCUUCAGCUCAUACUCAUGGAGUGUUCUACAUAGAAUCUGUGAUACAAACAGGAGCAGUAUUACUGCUUGAAUAUUGCUUUGGGUGAAUUCUGUGCAGAAUUGUAAGUGAGCAGGAUGUUAGAAUGUGUGCAAGGUCUCAAAUAAGUUUGCUCAAUUAAAGUCUCAUUCAGGGUGUUUGAUGUGCAGGGUUUGUACAUAAUUUUUCUUGUCACUUGGUUACCUCUUUGAAGUUCCUAAGAGUACGAUGUACCAUGUACCAUUACUCGAGACACGGAAAGUCUUCAGAAAGUUCACAUUUUCCACAGGGUUACUUUUAGGAAUGAGUGAUACAAUUUACCGUCACACGAGACACAAUAUCCACACCGUCCAGUCUUUUUUUCAAUAAUUGCCAACUUGUGCCAAAUACUACAAAUCGUCUUGGAUGGAAUGGAUGGUUAGGGAAAGCGAGGAAUUAAUCACAGCCUGGACACCAGUUGCAUGUAUUUUGUUGAAAUAGUGCAUGAUGUGUGUUGUUUUAACCAAACUCCCUGUAGAUACAUGUAUAGUAUUAACAGUCAGGUAUGGUUUUAAAGAUCUCAGAAACGCUCCAACAUUGAAUAAUAUUUGGCAUUUUUAAGUGUUGUGAUAAAGAAGAAAAAUAUUUAAAGACAGAAAAUGAUGUGACCAAGUUGAUGUACUAAAAAAGGGAGUGAGCAAUAUUGUUGUAUUGACUGCCGCUGCCUACAUUUUCAGCUGUGAGGAGUCUUCGGAGAGUGUGACAUUGCUUGAUUCGGACUCCACGUCAUCUCUCUCACUAGAUGCUGAUCCAUCGGACGAUGAAGAUGACAAUGCGGAUGACAAGACUGAUAAUUUAUGCAAGAUCUCCUCCCAUUGGCGGUCGCCUCUUGUAAAACUUCGAAAUCUGUUUCAAUUCAUACAGGCCUUCUCCAAGAGAAAAAUUAAAUGAUACCAUAUGAAAAUUUUACAGGUUGUUAAAAUUUCAAUGCAGUCAAUUUUGCUUCUGAGAAUAAAAUGGGUCACCACAUGACAAGUUAUACCUGAUAAACCCAAAUGGCCUGUUUACAUUGGAGGAAAUGAAUGUAUUGUGCAAAGUCAUUGUUGCUGAAAACUCUACCAAAUCUGUAUUAAUUAAUCUUGACAAUAUGUUGAUUAAUUAAUUCCAAAUAUGAGUAGCAGUUGCCAGAACAUUGUAUGUUUUAAUUCAUGUAGGUGUUAAAAUGUGACAGGGAUUUUGUCCUUACAGUUUAUAAGGAGUGAGUGAAAUGACGCCCCCUGAUUUAUGGCAUCGAGUUAAAUAUAUGCAAUUUUUUCACACAUAUGCUCCGUCCUCCUUUUGUUUCCCAGUAAAUUUACUUAAAUUUUCUAAAUCGUAUUGGAUUUUUAUUGCAGCACUGCAAAUAUUUAAAUAAUGAGCACAUAGUAGUUUAGUUUCCAAGUUUUUUUUUUUAAUUUAAUUUAUUUAUUUUCUUUUUUUUUCUUUGGUACUUAUAACUAACAAACAUUACAUUCCAGAAAAACAUGGUAUUAGUGUACACUAGGCAUAUAUGAAAAAAAAAUAAAAGUAAAAUUUAAAGAUUUCUACAGAAAAUAGUCAGAGACACAAAAUGAGAAAUAUUCUUUGUGGUUUUUCAUUCCAUCUGCACAAAAGUGUUCAGAGACUGCCUAGAGACUGCACAAAGCCCCGUACAAGUCCAGAAUCCACCUUUAAAUUUCCACGGAAGUGAAAUCAUUUGUUGUUACAGAUAGUGAAAAUUUAAAAGAAAUGAAAAAUUCACAUCACCUCUUUUGGUAAUUUUGCUAACUUUCAUACAAAAUCUAAUCGGAAAACACCAGCCUUUGUCCAGUCUCCCAAAAGCUAAGUGUAGCAUUUCCAAAGGUACCCCUCUUUGAAGAUAAAUGUGUCGCAGCUAGGCUUUGGAAUUCAUCUCAUCCUUAAAAUCCUGGAUCCACCAAUAGGAACUGUUGCAUAUUUCCUCUCAUGAGAUUGACUGUCUUUACUACAAAUAUUUUAAUGAAGUGACCCUAAGCAAGUUUGUCCAUUAGUCCAAUAUGUGGCAGCGCUUGAGAAUUCUACUAACCUAGCAAAAAAUCUGCCAGUCUUUUGCAGCCAUGUAAAAAUUAAUUUUGUUUGAAUUGAAAUCCAGUAAUUCUUGAUGUGCAGAUUCUAGUAAACAAACAUAACACCAGCCAAUCCUUUGUUUUAACUAUUGCAAGAUUUAAUUUGAUAUCAAAAGUGAGUUUCUAAUUUUUUACAGUGAAUAUAUUUUGCUGUAUAGUAUACACACCGACUUUUUUUUUUUUCUUUUUUUUUUUUUAUGCCCCCCCCCCCCCCCCCCCCCCCCCUGAGAUCGAAGAUCGGGGGUACAUAUUGUUUUUGUCCUGUCUGUCAUUCUGUCUGAAACUUUAACCUUGCUAAUAACUUUUGAACAGUAAGUGAUAGAGCUUUGAUAUUUCACAUGAGUAUUCCUUGUGACAAGACCUUUCCGUGGUACCAACAUCUUUGACACCUUGACCUUGGAGUUUGACCUACUUUUUGAAAACUUUAACCUUGCUAAUAACUUUUGAACAGUAAAUGAUAGAGCUUUGAUAUUUCACAUGAGUAUUCCUUGUGACAAAACCUUUCCGUAGGUACCAACAUUUUUGACCCCGUGACCUUGACCUUGGAGUUUGACCUACUUUUUGAAAACUUUAACCUUGUUUAUCACUUUUGAACAGUAAGAGAUAGAGCUUUGAUAUUUCACAUGAGUAUUCCUUGUGACAAGACCUUUCCGUGGGUACCAACAUUUUUGACCCCGUGACCUUGACCUUGGAGUUUGACCUACUUUUUGAAAACUUUAACCUUGCUAAUAACUUUUGAACAGUAAGUGAUAGAGCUUUGAUAUUUCACAUGAGUAUUCCUUGUGACAAGACCUUUCCGUGGGUAUUGAACCUUUUGACCUUGACAUUUGACCUACUUUUAAUUUUUUGUUUACAUUGGUCAUAACUUCUAAAUGGUAAAUAUUAAAGCUUUCAUGUUGUACAUGAGCAUUUAUUUUGACAAGAUCUUUCUACUGGUACCAAGAUAUUUGCCCUUGUGACCUUGGCCAUCUUCGGAAUUGGCCAUUAUCGGGGGCAUUUGUGUUUCACAAACACAUCUUGUUUUUUUUGUUUUUGUUUUUUUUUUAGAAUUGUGCAUGAAAAGUUUAUAUAUUCUAGAAAAGGGCCAGAUGUGAAUUUUGUAUUGAAUUUUGGAAAAGUUUUUUUUUUAAGAUGCAUUGAUGUGAGAUGAGAGGGCCUAUAUGUUGUUCAUGUUGUGUAUUUUGAUAGAAAUGUAUGUACCAUGUUUUAUAAUCAGUACCUGUAUAGAUUAAUUAGUAUAAUGUUAAUUAGGAAAUGCUGUGAAGAGCUUCCCACUCCAUCGGCCUACGUUUGAUAUACAUACCGGUAUUUUCCAUGUUACCAUAAGUAGCAAAUUGUUCAUGUUUUUUCUUUGUAUUUAAAACCCUUCUUGUAUUGCCUGCAGCAUUCCAUUCCACGUAUGACAUGUUUUAAUGAUGUUUGGCGAAUACUGUACAUAACACCAUUUUUCAUGGGGUCAGAAGAGUUGAGAUAAUGUGGGUAGUGGGAUCUUGAAUUCAUCCUGGUUGAAAGAGGAGAUGGUGUCUUUUUCAAUUUUUUUGGAGGACAUGAAUUCAAAUGUUUGCCCCACCCACUAAUGUUACAGAUAAAAAUAAAACUCGCAUGAAAAUUGGUGGUUUUACAGUAUUUGAAAUAACUUCCAUAAAUGAUAACAUUUUAAUGUCAGUGAUGUGUGCUACAUGAUUUAAAUGAUAACAUUUUAAUGUUGUCAGUGAUGUGUGCUACAUGAUUUAAAUGAUAACAUUUUAAUGUUGUCAGUGAUCUGUGCUACAUGAUUUAAAUGAUAACAUUUUAAUGUUGUCAGUGAUCUGUGCUACAUGAUUUAAAUGAUAACAUUUUAAUGUUGUCAGUGAUAUGUGCUACAUGAUUUAAAUGAUAACAUUUUAAUGUUGUCAGUGAUAUGUGCUACAUGAUUUAAAUGAUAACAUUUUAAUGUUGUCAGUGAUCUGUGCUACAUGAUUUGAUUAUAGGGGUAGAUCCAGAAAAUUUGCAAACGAGGGGGGAUUAUUUUGAAUGAUACUAUUUUGCCCUCCAAAGAAAGGGGGUGACAUAUCCCUCAAAAUAGCCCUUUUUUGGAUUAUAAAAUAAUGCACACACCCCACCUCGUAGAUCCAUCACAGAAUUGUUCCCCCUGAUAAACAUGUUUUUAGGGAGGAUAAAUGCCUUGACAAAAUUAUAUUGGAGAUUGCUGCGCUAUUGUCAUUUAUUUAGAUAUCUGCAUAGUGCAUGUAUUUGCUUUGGGCAAAACAAAUGAGUUCUUUAAAAAGGUGAAAUAAAGGAUGUAGGGUAACAUUCCAUUAAAUUUUAAAGCACUAAUAUUACCAUAAUAAGAUUUUUUGUACAGACAUACAUGUAAUAUAAGAGUGAAUAAGUAUGUAUUAAGAUAAAAUAAUUUCCGUUGCAGUAUCAAUAUCACAUAAACUUGGGGGGAAAAGGAUUGAUGAAAAUGUGAACAGUUGUAGAUUACUAUUUGAAUGAUUAUACUGUCAUUGAAAGUAUUUGUUUUACAAGGCCUUUGUCCUCUGGAGUUAUUCCAUUCACUGUUAGUACACUCGCAGUCAUAAAUGGUGCUAGUUUUGUCAGUAACUUAUUAUCACCCUAGUCUGUAAGUCAUUUGUUAGCAUGCAUCCUACUCUGAUCAUUUUUGUCUAUACAUCAUGCAAGUUUCUGAACUUCCAAUGGGGGAUAACUAAGGGAGGUAAGCGGAUACCGGAGUGUGAUAAAUUACAAGAUAUUAUCAUUUUAUUUAUUUAUAUGUGAUGUGUAAUAUUUGUAUUUAAUUAUGGAGAUUUUAUAGAAUCUACUAGUCUGUCUGAUGAAAUUAUUACUAUAUAUAACCUAACCCAGUAACACAUGCAUGUGAUGUAGCAGCUGAAAUGUUUUCACAGUAAUGUAUGGGUGAAAAUUUGAAUAACUUGAGGCACGUUUCUUGAUUUUGGAGACGGGAUAAUAUUGUGGUAUUAAUGUACAAGUAUAUCAAAUAUAUACAGUUAACUUUGAUAAAUUUCUUUAUGAAAAUAUAAAACUUGAUAAUUUAGGAACUUGUUUUAUAUGAAUAUUUAUGUAUUGAGAGAUCACAUUAAUUUUUGGGCAUAUAAAAAUCUGUUCAAAAUCAGAAAAUCAAGUGCUGAUAUUCUGAGAUGUGGUAUUGAUCAGCACAUACAUUGAAUAACGACGUUGUUAUAAAAGCUUUUUGAAUAUUUGAAACAUUGAACGUUACCCUGCACACUGGGAAUCAGAAGAAGUGGUAGAGUGGUCUGCCCCUGAUUCACGUGUUGUAGUGCAUGUAUUUGUGUAGUGUGUAUAGGAUUAGUGGUUAAGAGAUUUACCAACCAGAAAUCAGUAAUGACAAAGAAUCUUAGCUUGUUAGAGUGGGUUUCAAUCUUGUAGGAGACUUGCACAUUUUUGUAAUUUGCAAACUCUGAAAAAAAAUUCAAAAGAAAGUUCUUUGCAAAAUCUGGAAAACCAGCUUGAUUACCCUUUGUUUACUUUGGUUAUAUCAUUUCAUUAUUACUUGAUAUGUCCGACAGGAGUUUAUUGCCAAAAACGAUGUUUCUUUAGCGUUGCCUCUCUCUCUCUUUUUUUUUUUCUUUUAUUGGAAAUGGGGCGGUACAUAGAAUUACCGAAAUACCCAUGAUUUACCGAAAUACCCCCAGAAAGCACCGAAAUACCACCAUAACCUACCCUGAAAUACACAAUGUUUUCAAACCAAGUAUUUAAUAAUUUAUGGAAUUUUUCUUGUAUGUUUCACACCGGAGACGGCUUGAGACAAGAAUCGUAACUCUUGUUACAUGGAACUACAUGUAUCAUAAAUGUCGAUAAAAUAUCGCCACAUACAAACAUACUGGUACAGGUAUUUAUUUAUUUUAUUUUAAGUGAACAAUUAAUGAUUGUUUUCUCAUUAUGAUUAUUUGCAAGCUUAUUUUGGCGUUUGAUGUUUAGGAAUGACACAAAUCAUUGUGCUCUUCUACCCGCAAGAAAAGCUGAGCGGGUAAUAUUUUCUUCUUGUUAAAGAUAAAGAAAGCAAUAUCAUCUGCUUGGAUCAAACUGAUUCUAUUCUCACAGUUAAAGGGGGUAUUUAAUGAGAUGAACAAUUUACUUCUCAAAAAUUUGAAAUAUACAAGAAAAAUUCCAUAAAUUAUUAAUAUAAAAACUUCUUAUACAAAUAUUUGAAUUACAAUACAAUGUAAUAUGAAAUGAACAAGUAAGUUAGGGGGUAUUUCGGUGUUUUCUGAGGAUAUUCCGUGAAAUCACGGGUAUUUUGGUAAUUAUAGUUACCUGAAAUGGGACUAUCUAAAACUUAAGGAUUUGUUUAAGAAUGGUGCAGACUUUAUAAGAGUAAAAACGUUAAGCAGAAAUACCCCAUAAAUAAGAAGAAUUUCAUUUAUCUUUUUAAAGAAAGUUAUGAAGAAUUGGUUUUGACCUCAACCUCUAAUUUUGUGACCUUGAAUUUCUAUGGGUAGGUUCCUCAGUGACUUGUGGAGUAUGAUAAAAUCACGCUAAGUUAUCCUUCGCCUUUUCAGAGGGAAUUUGUUCAUGUUUUCCACAGGCUGACGUAUAAUUUUUUAUAUCCCCCCCCCCCCCCACACACUGUGAUAGCAUAGUAAUGUAGGUUAAGAUGAUAAUGUAUAACUCCAUAUGAUUAUGUAUUACUUAGACUGUACUUAAUUGUUAGAAAGGCAUAAAUGAACGUGCCAAGUUUGAUCAAUGUUGAAUAAAUGUUACAAGUUGUU